CCCGCUCAGGGCCAUUUCAAGGACACCUCCCGCAGUGGGAUUUUUUCUUAAAAGCCUUAUUUAGGUUUUAAAAAAUAUUUGUGUUAUUUUUAUGGCAUUUCCUAGGUAUUUGUGUGUCUUCAGAUAGAUACGCGCGCACAUACGGAGCAGGGGCACGGGAAGCAGUUCCGUCGCUCGCCCCGCCCCCUGGGCGCGGCCUCGGCGCCAAAAGGGGCGUGAGGCGCUGCCGCCAUUUUGUGUGCAGAGCGCGCGGCCGGCCGUCCUCAGCGUCCCGCAGCCUCUGCCUCCCCCGGGACCCGCCGCCGCCGCGAUGCUCUCCGCCCGCGUGGCCGCCGCCCUCGCCCGCUCCCUGCCUCGGCAGGCCGGCCUGGUUUCCAGAAACACCCUUGGUGCAGCCUUUGUUGCUUCAAGAAACCUCCAUGCCUCCAAACCAUGCUUUCAGAAAACUGGUACUGCCGAGGUGUCCUCUAUCCUCGAGGAGCGCAUCCUGGGAGCCGACACCUCGGCUGAGCUGGAGGAGACGGGCCGCGUGCUCUCCAUCGGUGACGGGAUUGCCCGCGUCUACGGCCUCAGGAAUGUCCAGGCAGAGGAGAUGGUUGAGUUCUCUUCUGGGCUGAAGGGCAUGUCCUUGAAUUUGGAGCCUGACAACGUUGGUGUUGUCGUGUUUGGUAACGACAGACUGAUCAAAGAGGGGGAUGUUGUGAAGAGGACUGGUGCCAUUGUGGAUGUUCCGGUGGGGGAGGAGCUGCUGGGCCGUGUUGUGGAUGCCCUGGGCAACCCAAUUGAUGGGAAGGGUGCUAUUGCAUCUAAGACACGUAGGAGAGUUGGCUUGAAGGCCCCUGGGAUCAUUCCCAGGAUCUCUGUGCGUGAGCCCAUGCAGACUGGGAUUAAGGCUGUGGACAGCUUGGUGCCCAUUGGUCGUGGCCAGCGUGAGCUGAUCAUUGGUGACAGGCAGACCGGAAAAACUUCAAUUGCAAUUGACACAAUUAUCAACCAGAAACGAUUCAACGAUGGCACAGAUGAGAAGAAGAAGCUGUACUGUAUCUAUGUUGCAAUUGGCCAGAAGAGAUCCACUGUUGCUCAGCUGGUGAAGAGGCUCACUGAUGCAGAUGCCAUGAAGUACACUAUUGUGGUGUCUGCCACAGCAUCCGAUGCAGCACCCCUGCAGUAUCUGGCUCCUUACUCAGGCUGCUCCAUGGGGGAAUACUUCAGAGACAACGGGAAACACGCCCUAAUCAUCUAUGAUGACUUGUCCAAACAGGCCGUUGCCUACCGUCAGAUGUCUCUGCUGCUGCGCCGCCCCCCUGGCCGUGAGGCCUACCCCGGUGAUGUGUUCUACCUGCACUCCCGUCUGCUGGAGAGAGCAGCCAAAAUGAACGACUCCUUCGGGGGCGGCUCUCUGACCGCCUUGCCUGUCAUCGAGACUCAGGCUGGGGAUGUGUCUGCUUACAUUCCAACCAAUGUCAUCUCCAUCACCGAUGGACAGAUUUUCUUGGAAACUGAGUUGUUCUACAAAGGUAUCCGUCCAGCCAUCAACGUUGGUCUGUCUGUGUCCCGUGUGGGUUCUGCUGCUCAGACCAGGGCUAUGAAGCAGGUGGCCGGUACCAUGAAGCUGGAGCUGGCUCAGUACCGGGAGGUCGCUGCCUUCGCCCAGUUCGGCUCUGACCUGGACGCUGCCACGCAGCAGCUGCUGAACCGCGGCGUGCGCCUGACAGAGCUGCUCAAGCAGGGCCAGUACGUUCCCAUGGCUAUUGAGGAGCAGGUGGCAGUCAUCUAUGCUGGUGUAAGAGGUCAUUUGGACAAGCUGGAGCCCAGCAAGAUCACAAAAUUUGAGAGUGCUUUCCUAGCUCAUGUGCUGAGCCAGCACCAGUCACUCCUCUCCACAAUCAGGACUGAAGGGAAGAUUUCUGACCAGACAGAAGCGAAGUUGAAGGAAAUAGUCACAAAUUUCCUGGCUACUUUUGAGGCAUAAACUCUUAAAACUGUUGUGACAGUUGUAACCAGGCUGUUGUGACCCAGUGUUCCAGCUCCGUCAAAGACAAAGGCAUGUGCGACUUGAAUGUACAGAUCUCGGUGAGAAUAAAGGUUCCCAUGUAAAAAGGC
Oenanthe melanoleuca is the source of this 2103-nucleotide messenger RNA. RefSeq names its product ATP synthase F1 subunit alpha (gene ATP5F1A). Gene Ontology annotation, biological process: proton transmembrane transport; proton motive force-driven ATP synthesis. The record is from RefSeq and is a predicted model, not a curated record. Bases 311 to 1972 code for a protein of 553 amino acids. Gene Ontology annotation, molecular function: proton-transporting ATP synthase activity, rotational mechanism; ATP binding; ADP binding. NCBI's taxonomy places the organism in Eukaryota, Metazoa, Chordata, Aves, Passeriformes, Muscicapidae. The transcript is spliced from 12 exons.